AUUCAUGUCCGUAGCAAUCAUUUGCUACUCCUUCUUCCCUGUUCUGAUAACUGCAUAUAUCAAGAGAGUGUUUCGACUCCCUUUGUGAGGCAAGAAAGGGAAAGGAGUUGGCACGUUUUCCUUCUUUCAAACAUAUAUCUGCCACUGCACUGUAACCGGUGGUUUUUUGUGUGUGUGCUUUAACUGUUGCAAAUAAGACCUGGCAUAUUUCCAGAAGGUGUGUCUGGGCAGUAAACUUAUAAGGUUCUAAAAUGUGCUAUUGUGGAGUAAUACCCUUCCGAAGGCGUGUAGGUGUGUCUCUGACUGUAUAAAUAGGCAAGAAGCGUCAGUACUUUGAAGGAGACGGGGAUCACCUUGAGUUUUACACUUGGACAAGCGGAAAAGACAGCAGGAGGUAUGUGUAAUAGCUAUCUUGCAAUUUGUCUGCAAUAGAAUGCUAAUCUCUCAGAACGGAGCGGCUAAAUUUCUUGGUUGCCUGCUCAAAGGCAAACUACACAUUACCUACAGGAGUCUUUUUCUUUUUCAUUCACAUUUUUAAACUAAAAAGCAGAACCUUAUUAACAGACAGCAGGAGGGCAGAGGGGGCGAGGGGGAACUGGAAUGGCUGCUUACCCUUUCCCCUCCGUCUUCCACUAUAAACUACAUUUUACAGGCAGCUUUCCCCAAGAUAGUGGGGAAAGCGGCUUGGGGAGGGUGAUUGCAAGUGGGCAAAUAGCAAGAGGCAAAAGAACUAAGCAGUCACUCCACACCAGUAGUAGAGCAUCUGCCUUGUACCAAGGAAGUCCCAAGUUCCAACCCUGGCAGCUCCAGAUAGGGAUGUAAAAGAAGUCUGUCUGAAACCCUGGAGAACCACUGCAAGCCUGUAUGGGCAAUACUGACCUAUGUGGCCCAAUGACCAGUGGAUUCCAUAUAAGGCAGUUUCCUACGUUCCUAGCAUCCUUACUGCUCUUCUGUUCCUGCUUGAGAUUUCAGAGGCUCCUUUUCAACAGCAACAGCAAUUAGGAAAGAAAGAUGCAACUGUGUGAUCAGUGCCAGCCAAGGUUCACACGGACUAACGUUCCGAAUUCAACAGAAAGGCUGCUUCCUAUGUUCGCGUUAUGUUGCUUAAAUCUUAUUGAUGCCUGUGGGAUGCGGAGCCCAGUUCUUUGCCUAUUUCCUCAGACAUAAUCCUACUGACUUUAAUGGGGCUUUAUCCCAAGUAUGCCCAUUUAAGAUCUGUGUGUGCUGGUCCAGUCUUUUGCUCUGGAAUAGUUCCUCUGAAGUCUGUGGGCCAAGAACUGCAGCGUUAGAUUUCUGUCCCCAACUAGGCAGCAAAGAGUUGGAUAGGAGAAAAACCAUUGGGUACCUACUUUUGCCUUUGGGUGAGCAGUAUUCAGAUUAAGUAGGGAGUCUUGCGCAUGAGUAAAUAUUGCAUUUUGCUAAUGUGAAUGCCUUGGAAAUUGUCUGUUGGAGGAGGUGUGGUAGCAAGCACUGAAGAUGUGGCCCGCUUUAAUAAUUUCACACUAACUGUGGUUACAGAUCAUGCAAUAACUGUCAGUUCUUACAUGUAAUAAAUGAUGCUUAUCCAGUCAGGGUGGUUCACCAGCAACAGGGCUCAGGUUUGCAAAACGAGUUACGGCAGCAGAACAAAUUCCAAAUGUACAUUUCCCUCCUAUCAUUUUUGACAUGUAUCUGCAUUGUAAAGGAAACACGUCCCCUGUUUUUUUUUCCCUUAGCAUAGCAUCAUAUUUAAUAUUUAAUAUGCAGCUGACUUGUAUGUAUCUCCAUUGGGUUAGUCGUAAGCACACAGAGGAUUGCAGCCUUUUUCAUUAUUUUUCAGAAGUCUAAGUUGGAGAGGUACUUUUACAUGAACUUUUACUCCAGUAGAGCUUUGGUUCCUGCAUUCCUGAACCUUUGCGGUCCCCUCCAGUUCUACAAUUCUAUUAUAUUAUGAUGAUCAGAGGGGAAUCUGAAACACGGUUUGAUUAUUCAAUAAUCAAUAAGCACAGAGCUGCUGGACUAAAUAUAAACCAAGCCACCCAAAUUGGCAUGUGCAGCCUUAAGUGCGUGUGGCAGUCUCUCUCUGGAUUGAGGCUAAGAGCUAUUGAGCUUUGAAUAAGGAAUGGCCCUGUGCUUUAUACACAUGAAAUAAAUUUUCUGGAGGGGCUUUCCCAUUUGAGGAUAAAGGUUUUUGGUUUUUUUACUAAUAAGCUCUUCCCAUGAGCAUAGAAAUCUGCUGUACAGAUUGCACUAACCCUGCCCCCAAGGAGCUCAGAAUGUUGUUUAAACCUCACAACAAACCUAUCUGUGCGAAGCAGGGACUUAAACAUACACACCCAACAUUCUAGCAUCCUGGAAAACGGUGGGUACCACUUUUCCAUGGGCACUCCUACACAUUAGCAUCAGCUUUCUGUCCUAACUUCUGUUGCCUCUGGCAGACUUUUCAUCCUGUUCGUGGCUCUUUCCCUGAUCCUUCUUUAACUUGGAUUUGGCUGAAAUGAAAGAAAAGGGAUAGUCAGAAAGGGCAGUGGGAGCCAGAUGUGAAACAGCUGCAUAUCUGAAUAAAUUUCAAGUGAUCUUAGCUGCAAGUGAUGUUCUGCCUAAAGGGAAACUGUGGACUGAAGAAUCAGUUCAUCUAAGCUCUCAAACACACCCCUGUUUGCUUUCUGGCUGAGUGAAAGUAUCAUUUCCUAACCUAUAUUGUCUUCAGAGGUGGGUUCGGCAGUCAGACAGAUCUAGGAUGAGAUUAGAAAUUGAUAUCAUCCUCACGCGAAUGUGGGAGAAAGGAAACAAUUUCACGUUUUGCACAAAAGUUAUCCGGGUGCUCUUAAAACAUAGUGCCAAAGCCAAUUUUACCUUUGGGGCAGUUUUGAGAUUUAACCUUAUAAAGACUGAUUGUGUCAACAGUCAGGUAGUCACGAUCAUAAUAUGACUUCCUGGUCAAGAAACAUCUGAGCUGGUCAUUUUAAAAUAAUAUUAUGUUUGGUCCUGGCCAAAUCAAGACCGAUUGAUGUAAUAUUUAUUUUAAAUGAGGCACCCAAUUCUGUUAUUUAAGUCUUUUAAAAUCCUAUUUGCCGAUUCCUGACAAAAGUAUAGUACUUUUGGUUAAGGUGCCCCUAGUUUAUUGACUUGCCCACCCAUUUGACUAUAUGGCCAUGGGUUGUACCUGACAUUGCGCAAGCAGAAGGCAGUUCAUGCAACUGGAUUUUUAUUUCCUCCUCGUCCACCCUACAGCCCUUUCAGAACUACCCCAAAUCCAAUUUUGGGUGAUCCCCUUAUCCCUCAUCCCUGUAAAUAAGAGCCCAUAAUAUUCAGGAGGUCUGCUAUACCCUCUGUAGAAAGAUUUGGGGGUGUUCCUGGAGGAGGGAAGAGUUCUGCUCAUACAGUCCUGGAUAAAGCCCAGUUAUGUCCCUCACUCUGAAAAGCAGAUACUUUGUACAGGUGUUCAUGCACCACCUGUCAAAAUUAGAAAGAGGAAGGGUAAGGCUCAAGCCUACUGGCUCUGGCUCUUACCUCCACCUGUUCAAGAUCUUGUAAGCAUGAGGCUUAGAGACAAUUAGUAUCCUUCAGAAAUGGAGGGGAUAGAUCAUGCAUAAGGUGUCUGCUUGCAUUUUGGGCAAUGAAUACCUUGAAUUUCCAGAGGCUAAGGCAUUGCAACAGAGGUUAGCCCUUUUUUUUUUUUUUUUUUACAGAGAUAAAUCCAUGCUAGAAAGAUACCAUGAUGUGAGACACUGAUCAUUGUACUGCUUUAUGAUCUUUGCUGGUGUCAGAGUAUCGAUCAUGUUGAUGCCAACAUGGCUAAAGAUGGAAAUAUGGAUUGUCAUAAAUUCAUUUUACUCUCCCAAAACAGGUUUCAAGAGAACAGCAAACCAUGAAGAUCAGACAUUUCGCUGUUCUGUGCGCCCUUAUUGUGUUCUCCCAGGUGCUACAAGCUGACUGUGAAAUACAGAAAGAGAGGAGAAGAGGGAGGACCAACAAUGGAAAAGGUGAGAGGCCACAGCCUGGCUCUGAUGACCAGAAUGGAAGAGGUCAGAAAACCCGAGGACAGAAGGGUUCACUUAAAGGCAAGUUCGUCACCAAAGAGAAGUCUGAGUGUACCUGGGCGCUGAAUGAAGCUGAGAUUGCUACCUUGAAAAUUGAUUGCAAAAGAUCAGAGAGCACCUUCUCCUGUGAAUUUUCAGGCAACCCUUCCAGCUGUCCCCAGUAUGCAGAAAACAAGAAGGUGUUCUGGAAGCAAAUUACUCGGUCUCUAAAGAGGCAGAAGAACAUCUGUGAAGACCCAAAGAGUAUCUUAAAAUCUAAAAUCUGUAGGAAAGGGCCAUCAGCUGCUCACCUUAGAAUGGUGACACCAACUAGUUCCAGAGAAGACAAGCCAGUUCACCAUGGACAGGAGACCGCUCUGGAACCUGUUACAUCUGGAACCCAGCCAGACGAAGCAUCCAGCAAUUGUGUUGAAGAUGUCGAUUAUAUUGAUCAGAAAAAAGUGGCUGAAGAACACUGCUCAGAGUUAUGGCGGUCUCUUUGCCUUUUCGUCAUUUCAAUGAUACAAGAUAAAAAGUGCAAAUAGGAAUACAACAAGGUUGGCAACGUUCCUUGAGUUACUACAGGCGCACAUGUAAAUCACAUUGUAGAAGGACGAACCAUUCAGAAUAGCUCUCUAAUACAUUUGCCCAGGAACCAGUUUUCCUGGAGACACUCAAAGGUGACUCCUUUUUCAUCUCCAAAAGGGGCUGCUGCCAAACCCCAUGGCCACAACUACUGAUCCCACUUGCACCCUCCUUAUCGCCACAUAACUGUGGGGAAGAGGUCACAUGAUGCAACUCAUGGAGGGAGAUUGGACUGAGGCCGAAAUCGUGCUGAUUUUCCCAUCAUAUAAGGGUGACAUCUUCAAAGUGAACAUUUAAAGGUCUCCCCCUCCCCCAGAAGAUACUGUUUUUCUCAGGUCAUCAAAGAUGCUAUAUAUUUUAUUUUUCUAAAGAGAGAAAUUGAUUUAUAUAGCAUGCUAUAUAAAUGUUACCAUUGGAUGUUACAAGCCCUCUGUAAAAAUGUACAUAUUAUGCUUUGUUGAAUAUCUCCUCCUUCGCUUGAGUAUUUCUAGCCAAAGUGAUUAUUUCAGUGCUAUGCACUUUUUGUACUUUUGCUUUCAGAAUUGCAGAAAAUUAAUAAAGUUAAAUAUCUACUCAG
Molecule: messenger RNA, 5163 nt
Organism: Podarcis lilfordi (Lilford's wall lizard)
Lineage: Eukaryota; Metazoa; Chordata; Lepidosauria; Squamata; Lacertidae
Source: the annotation of a GenBank genome assembly